Molecule: messenger RNA, 2730 nt
Organism: Lathyrus oleraceus (garden pea)
Lineage: Eukaryota; Viridiplantae; Streptophyta; Magnoliopsida; Fabales; Fabaceae
Exons: 3
Coding region: 869-2569 (566 amino acids)
Source: RefSeq, a predicted model, not a curated record
UCAGCUUCAAAAUGAUAUUUGCAAUUGGUUCAAGGUGUAAAUUUGCUGCUAAGGUGUUUCUAACCAUUUCAAGAGCAAAAGGCCAAUGCAUCACAUAAGCAUAUUUGUUACUAAUCCAUUUUUGCUUAAUUAAAAUUAAACUUGGAUUAAGUACUACAUAUAUAUACUUAAAUCCAUAACAGAAUCAAGGGUAAUCAUUUUUUGUUCUUCACAAUCUCAAUUUCCAUCUAACAGAAAAAGGCAAAAAAAUCCAAAAAUGCACAUAAGCAUAUUUGUUAAUCAUCCAUUUUUUUGUUAAUUUCAAUUAAACUUGGAUUAGUGUUUCCAUAUAUAAACUAAAACUCUAACAGAAUUGAGGCUAAUCACAUUUUCUCUGCAAUCACAAAUCACAAUUCAACAGAAAAUCUCAGAAAAUUCUCUCAUUUUUCUCUCACUUUUUCACAUUUGGCAUAUUCACUUUUUUGAUUUCUCACCAAGAAUCCAUCAAGAUUCUUUGAUUCCUGGUGCGAUUUUUCUGUUAGAUCACAAUUUGCAGGUACCAUUUUCGCUUCUGUUGAAGGAGAUCGAAACAAAGCCUUGGCUGAUUCUUGCUGUGAAAAAACCUGCGUCGUCAAAUUGCAGUUCAAGAAAUCGCUUGAUGCAACUAUGCUGGAGCUGGAUUAGCAUCUUCAUUAACCUUCUGAACCGACAUCUUGCUUCUGUUUCGCGAUUUGAAGCUCGAUCGCACGGUUCCGCCAUCACUGCUCAUCAAGAAAAGGUACCUUUAGUUGCUCAAUUCCUUGCGAACUUUUGCUUUGCGUUGCUUAAGCAACUUGCAUUGAGGGACACUUUUGAUCGAGAUUCUGGUUGAGAGAUUUUCUGCUCCAGUAUGAGGACCGGUUUGAAGAACAACAUUGCUUACAGUUUCUUUGAUCCAGAGAUUGGUGUGCUCAAGGAUAUGAUAGCAUUGAUUACUCCUGACCAUGUGGGAAUGUUUAGAGAGUCAUACGGCGGUAUUCUGAAGAUGGUUUUCAGACUCACUGACUGCGACAGGAGCGCCAUCCACACUCUUCUUCAGUUCUAUGACCCUGGGUUGAGGUGUUUCGUUUUUCCAGACUAUCUGUUGGGACCUCUGAUGGAGGAUUAUGUCAGCAUCCGGGGUAUUCAGAUCCGUGAUCAGAUUCCUUUCCAUGUCACUAGGGCGGAGCCGGACGUCCUUGGGAUUUCACGUGCUCUUUAUUUGAGUCCGGAAAUGGUCAAGGAAGGUUGGAAGGAGAAGGGAAAGUUACCUGGAUUUCAUUUGAGUUUCUUGGAGGCUAAUGCCAAGGAACAUGCUGCUGCGGGUAACUGGAAGACGGUUUGUGCUCUGAUUGCUGUGAGCAUUUAUGGGAUUGUUCUGUUUCCUAACCAGAAGAAUAUUGUGGACCAUAAUGCUAUCAGAUUGUUUAUGCAGAGAAACCCUAUUCCUACCCUGAUUGGAGAUGUCUACUACUCAGUGCAUAACAGGAAUGAGAAGAGGCGGGGUGGUCUGGUUAGAUGCUGCUCUCAGUUGCUCUUUAGAUGGUUCAUGGGGUAUUUGCCUUCCCGAGGUGCUUUUGUUCAGAUUGACCCUAGUGUCAAGUGGUCCUUCCGAUUGAUGGGUCUGCGGGCUGAUGACAUUGCUUGGACUCAUAAUGGUUUAGCUGGUCAGGACUUCAUAUGUAGUUGUGGGAGUUUACCUAAUGUGCCUUUGGUGGGAGUUCAGGGUUGCAUUAAUUACAACCCGAUGCUUCUCCGGAGACAGAUGGGGUUUGCUAUAGAGGGUCCUCCUCUCGGGCGAGAGAUUCAGAAGUCCUUCUAUUUCCCGAUUGAUGGUAACCAGACCAAGUUGAGGCAGGUAUUGGACGAAUGGCGAGAUAUCCAGAGGAGGGGUAAGGUUCCUUAUGGCAAAGUCAACUGCCGGUAUUUUCCACUAUUUGAGGAUUGGUUGCGGAAGAGGAUUGAGUCUACAUUUCUACCGUUCCCUGGAGGUGACUCAGUGUGUCCUAGGAUUGAGGGUCCAAGUUCUUCUGUCAGCAUGGAUGAGUUCUUAGAGGUGAAGCGGGAACGAGAUCAGCUACUUGCAGAGAAGACGGAAUUGGAGAUGAGUGUCGCUCGGGUUCAGAGAGCUAAUCAGGAGCUCAAAGCAAAGAUGGAAGAUCAGGAUAAGCGGCAUGCUUUGGAGACCAAGCGAUUUGAGAUGGAUACAGCCUACUAUGGGAAGGUUAGUCAGGCUUUGGCAUCUUCAGCAAAGGAGCAUGAUAUCACUAAGGAGAAGCUGUUCAGAGCAUCAAAGGUGAUUGAAGAUGAGAAGAGGAGGCAAAUCCUAGUCAGGGAUCAGAGAGAUGAGAGAGCCAGAGUCCUCGCUGCAGAGUGGGAAGCGGAAAAGGCAAAGAUCAGGGCCGAGAGAGAUCAUUACAUGGCAGAGAGAGACCACUACUUCAGGCAGAUGAAGAUUCAUCAGAAGGAAGUUGGAAGACUACAGCAGGAGAAUACCGAGCUCAGGUUCGCCGCAGAGUUCGCGAGGAUGGAAGAUGAGAUAGGGCCAUCUGUGGGACCCUCAUCUAGCUAGAUCUUUCAUUUGUGUUGGAUUACCGUCAGGCUUGUUGACGGAAUUCACUUGUCUGUAUUUCUUUCCUAUUCUGGAGGAUUGUAUCUGACCUUAUCGGGUUGAUGUAUGACUAUUGCACUGAUUGUGCACUCUUUUGGUUAUGUGAUGGCGAUUUUCAUUCA